CAGAUUUUUUAAGUCUGUGUUUCAGCUCACGCUCUUUGAGAUGUAAUUAUUCUGUACAUACAUUUGUACACUCAUCUACGUAAAUAAUCCGCUCGACUGUCUGUCUCAGGUCGUUCCUGGGCAUCCCGGCUCUUUCCGUUAAUUCUGUUCUCAGACGUGCGCACACGUAUUUGAUCCCUUUGCGCACUUUUGAGAGGAUCCCUGAGCCAUUGCCGCUGUGCACAAGUUGAGAAGCGAGCGCUGGAGACUGGAGGCAGCAAGCAGACUGGCCGUUUACUCGCCUGUCCGUCGGCGCACGGUAUCACAGAGACUGACGGGACGGCCAGCCUGGGAGAUGGACCUUGCAUGCGAGCGAAGCGUCAAGACGAGUCGGACCUUCUCGCAGCAGCGACGAGACAGAGACGUGACCCGCUCGUCCGGGCAGCUAAAGCGAGCGGAGGGAGUGCAGUGAGCUAUAACAGUCUGCGCAAGAAAAGCCGGCAGGGCUGAACAGAGAGACGGACGCGACUGACCAGAGCGACCGAUGUCGAUGUGGAUGGCCAGUGUGGGCGCCUGUCCAGGGUGCAUGGCGGAAUAAUGCAACCCCCACAGCAGAACAUGGCGCCCCCAUCACUAUGCCCGUGGAUAUUCAUCAUAGGCCUGGUAUGCAUGAUGGCUACUACAUCCUGCCAAGGAUGCCCAGCACGGUGUGACUGUGCCCCACAGGUGAAGUCUGUUGUGUGUCAUCGUAAACGUCUCAAUUCCAUCCCUGAGGGCAUCCCAACAGAGACCAGGCUGUUAGACCUGAGUCGCAACCGACUGCGCUGUGUCGGGUCUGGAGAUCUUUCCCCCUACCCUCUGCUUGAAGAGAUUGACUUCAGUGAGAACAUCAUCUCCAUCCUCGAACCAGGGGCUUUCGCCAACCUCUUUAAUCUGCGCAUCCUGAAGCUCAGAGGCAACCAGCUGAAACUCGUCCCAAUGGGGGCUUUUGCAAGGCUGUCCAACCUCACUCAGCUGGACCUCAGUGAAAACAAGAUUGUCAUACUCCUGGACUUUACCUUUCAAGACCUGAAGAACCUACGAAGCCUGGAGGUGGGAGACAACGACUUGGUCUACAUCUCUCACAAAGCCUUCAGUGGGCUAGUGGGCUUGGAAGAGCUGACGAUUGAGAGGUGCAACUUGACUGCCAUCUCAGGACAGUCGUUGUCCUACCUGAGAGGCUUAGUCACCCUUAGGCUGCGCCACCUCAAUAUUGCUUCCCUAGAAGAUCAGAAUUUUAGGAGACUGUCUGGCCUCCGUGAACUGGAGAUUGAUAACUGGCCCCAACUGGAGUACAUCUCGCCCAACAGCUUCCAGGGUCUCAAUCUCUCCUGGCUUUCCAUCACCAACACUAAUAUCACAUCUGUACCCUCAGUGGCAUUUCGCAGCUUGGCUUAUCUAUCCUGUCUCAACCUCUCCUACAACCCCAUCAGCGUGCUGGAAUCAUGGGCUUUCCGUGAUCUGGUCCGCCUUAAAGAGCUCCACCUGGUCAGCACCAUGUUGGUGUCAGUGGAACCACUGGCCUUUGGGGGCCUCCGGCAGAUACGUGUCCUCAAUGUUUCCAACAACUUCCUGAUUACUCUGGAGGAGAGCGCCUUCCAUUCAGUCAACAGUCUGGAGACCCUGCGCAUAGACAACAAUCCCUUGGCCUGUGACUGUCGUCUGUUGUGGAUCCUGCAAAGACGCAAGACCCUCAAUUUCGACGGCAGGCAGCCCAUAUGCGCAGGGCCUGUGGAAGUCCAAGGCAAUGCUCUCAGUACUUUCUCGGAUGCAGUGCUCUUUGACUACUUCACCUGCCAGAAACCCAAAAUCAGGGACCGCAAGCUGCAGCAUCUCACGGUGAAUGAGGGCCAACCGGUGUCCUUCCUGUGUCGUGCCGAUGGGGAACCCCAGCCAGCAAUUAUCUGGGUGUCACCCCAGAGAAGGAAAAUCACCACCAAGAGUGCCGGCCGCAUAACAGUCCUGCCAGGAGGAACCUUAGAGAUCCGCUUUGCCCAAGUGCAUGACAGCGGCACCUACAUUUGUAUCGCCAGCAAUGCCGGAGGCAACGACACGUACUUUGCUACACUGACAGUAAAGAGUCAGCCUAUGGAUUCGGUUCUGUACGCAAACCGUACCUUCUACCUGGCAGACUACAAUGAGUCCAGCCUGAACGACACCAGAGUCUUCCUCAAGUUUACCCUUGACCUCAAAACCAUUUUGGUCUCCACAGCCAUGGGCUGCAUCACCUUCCUAGGGGUGGUACUCUUUUGCUUCCUCCUGUUGUUUGUGUGGAGUCGGGGCCGCGGGCAGCACAAGAACAAUUUCUCUGUGGAGUAUUCCUUCCGAAAGGUGGAUGGGCCGACCACUAGCGGGAGCCAGGGAGGGACCAGAAAAUUUAAUAUGAAGAUGAUCUGAAAUUACGCAGCCAGGAGCUCUGCCAUGGAGGAGUGAGAGGGUCUAUGUUGCGCACUUUGAGCGUGCUAUAGAACCAGCAAGGAGAGGCCAAACUAAAUUGGUAGCAGGGUGGUCCCCUGGAGACUUAAGGGGUCUCCUUUUAAGGAGAUCCCACAAUUAGGAUUUCACUCUUGGAUAAUGUGAAUGCUAUUUGGUCACAUUCCCUGGUUAAGGAAAAAAUAAAUAAAUAAUAAUCUUUAAACGAUCUGCAAUCCCAAAUGGUGUACAAAAUUGCUACACAUUUAUGGGAAUAAAUGAACAAGCAGUGAAGCAGAUCCGACUCCCUGCUGGUCACGAUGCAACAUAGGGUUACCGCACAGGCUGCAGUUUUUUACUGGGCGGGAGCAGAAAACUGGUUGUCCUUCCCAGUAACGCAGCCCGUCCUGCCGUGCUUCUUUCGGGGACAGGGAAAGAAGCCCAGACUGCAGAGCCACAGUGGGGUUCAGUGCAGGAAGUGGGCACACGGGUUGCGUCAAACUGCCAGCUAGUAUGGUAGCAACUGCCCCUCACCCCACCCCACCCAUGCCCCAGUCUUCCACCGACAUAGUUAACUGGGCCUGUCUUUCAGAGCCUCUGGCUGGGAAUGAGCAUUUCUCAUUACCCAUAGAAAACCCAGUUUUUUCCUUUUUGAACGCUGGCAUUUCACCUCUCCAGUCGGUGGUUAGGGGUGGGCAGUAGACGGAUCGGCCUGGGUGACAAUACUUAAGAAAACUCGACUCUCUGGAGAUUUCCUGGCACCAGUUUAGGCAAAAAUGGCAUGUCUUAGGUGGUUAACCCAGGACUGGAGAGGGUACUUGCCACCCUAGAAGAACAACCCCCUGACAUUCCAAAAAUCUCUGCAAUAACCCAUCCUAGAUAGACCACUUAGAUAGGUUUUGUUGUUUUUUUCUCAUGUAAUGGGGGGGGGGGGGAUGGGGGGGGUUCUGGAUGUUGGCCGGGUUUGGGUGUAGUUAACUCUGAGAGCCGACUAAGAUGCUGCCUUGUGAUUGAGCAAAGUGGCAUCCCAUGGGGACGUCACACUGAGGAACUUCUGCGUCAGAUGACCUGUUGUGGGAUAGCAUCUGGUAUCAAUGAUGUGUAACUCUGCAUCUCCACGGUGACUCACAAUAGAGUACAGAGCAAUAAACAUUUUUUUUUUCGGUACAGGUACUGUUUAAAAAUAAAAUCAGUGAUCCUCAAGUCAUCUGUCAUCCAAAAAACACAAGACAAUUGUCAUGCUCACUGUGACAGUUUUACCCCUCAACUUCUGGGCAUUCUGCCCCACUGCACGAAACGUUUUUUUGACUUUCUGCUUCACCCCAAAGAGCUGAUGAUCCGGGAACUUGGCCAUUGUGAUCGACUCACUGCUGCCACUUGGAUUAGAACUUUUGAAGCCUUGGAGCGAUCCACCAGAAGUGAAGACACAAAUUCACAAAAAUGAAGAGCGCAACAGCUAAAGUCUCUGCCUGGUGCUUUGGAGAAGAAGAAGAACAAGAAAGUAGACGAGCAUCUGUGUGAAUAUCUCAAGGGGGAAAGCUGGUCCUCUGAGAAGCCGAAAUCCGCUACACAUACUCCAUUCUUAAGCAAAAGUUAGCGCUGCUUCCUCCAGAUUCCUGGAUUUAAAUCUCGGACAAGACCAUUCUGUCUGUGUGGAGCCUUAUGUUGCCAUGUUGGCUUUCACCAGGUUUUCAUGGUUGCUUCCACCUCCUAAAGACAUGCAGGUUAAUUUGAUUGGUAACUCGGAAAUUGGCCUGGUGUGCCACCACCUCACUCGACGCUGCUGAGGAGUUCUGGCCCCUCUGUGACCCAAUAAUAGGAUAAU
This is a messenger RNA of Erpetoichthys calabaricus (reedfish), 4255 nucleotides long. Its product is annotated as leucine-rich repeat and immunoglobulin-like domain-containing nogo receptor-interacting protein 3. Lineage: Eukaryota; Metazoa; Chordata; Cladistia; Polypteriformes; Polypteridae. Gene Ontology annotation, cellular component: extracellular matrix. The transcript is spliced from 2 exons. Bases 577 to 2415 code for a protein of 612 amino acids. Gene Ontology annotation, molecular function: protein binding. The record is from RefSeq and is a predicted model, not a curated record.